AUGAAAUCUCCUGGGGUCGGGCUUCUUGUUGUCGAGGAAUUUUCUGCCAAUCGGGACAGGAUGAAGAGUACGCCGUAUACAACAUCCUGGUCACGGUUGACUUCCAGUGUGCUUCCAACGAUUGUGGAAAUUAGUGGGAUGAUCCAACAAACGCUUUCAAAAUUCGAUGUUGAUCUUGAUCUAGGAAGCAAUGAAGCAGCCACGCAGGUUAGCCUCAGGCACAGGUUUGCCCCUCCGAAGCGCAACAGCGAGAAAAAGAAUAUCAGCCCCACCAGCGGAGCUCCCGAGUGGCACCGCAACUGCAUUAGUCCCUUUCCCUUUGGCAUUCUUGCGUGGACGGAGUUUCUCAUUGACCUGUGCUCCCUAAAAAGCUGUGAAGGAGAAGGGGGAUGA
Messenger RNA from Aspergillus calidoustus, 393 nucleotides. The record is from the annotation of a GenBank genome assembly. NCBI's taxonomy places the organism in Eukaryota, Fungi, Ascomycota, Eurotiomycetes, Eurotiales, Aspergillaceae.